This is a messenger RNA of Talaromyces proteolyticus, 1529 nucleotides long. RefSeq lists its product as uncharacterized. Gene Ontology annotation, cellular component: fungal-type vacuole. The transcript has a single exon. The record is from RefSeq and is a predicted model, not a curated record. NCBI's taxonomy places the organism in Eukaryota, Fungi, Ascomycota, Eurotiomycetes, Eurotiales, Trichocomaceae. The coding region runs from base 362 to 1255 and encodes 297 amino acids.
AGACACUUCACUUUAUAUUGCUAACGACUUUGCGACUUCGUUUUUUCCACGCCGUCCACUCGUUUAUCGGACGUACGCAUCUCUCACCACUCUCAUUUCGUUUUAUUCCGAGUCCUUUCUUGGUUUUCAUCGCUGACUUGCGACUAACCGAGAAACAAACUCGCAAACCCGACUGUUAUACCCAUUGAAAACCCAGCGGUUAUAGCCUCAAACCACACUGCUUUCAGUCACUUUUUCCGAACCUAGACCUUACCAAUUCCCGGAGAAAUGCCGGGGCUGUGACCUAUACGCACCUGCAUAUCACACAUUCCAGCAGUGAAUACCUCUCAUCCAAGCGCCCACCCCAGCAGCGUUCUCCGCAAUGAAUAUCUUUGGUGCCCGGCUGGCUUCGCAGCCACCUCUGUUCCUUGUCGGACUUCUGGCGACUCUGGUGAUACUUGUCCAGGUCAAUGGAGAUGAUACUACUACGACCAAUGCGCUUCCCGCGCUGACCACCACGACCACUGAUUCGACCUCGACUAGCACAGGUCUACCAAGAUUGACGGAGAGCACCAGCAACAGCAUCCCCAUUCCCACAGCUACCGUUCCCCCGACUUCGAAUGCGCCAUAUAUGCAACAGUCCAAAGUCCCCGAAGGUACAGUCUUUAUCGGAGUGGGUGCAGCUCUUGGAUUUAUUGGAUUCUCGUUGUUAGCAUGGCGAGCAAUGGUAGCAUGGUCGAUCAAUCGUUCCGUUCGCCGAGCAGCAUACGAACUUGCUCAAUCUGAAAAUAAGUCAUUAUUGCGUAACAAAAGGAGGUCCCGUCGUCACUCAACCCAUCGCAAAUCUCGUCGUGAAGCCCGUGGAACUUCGAUGUCAAUGGAUAAGCUUUCCAAGUCAGACCGCAUAAGCCACCUAUCAUCAACCAAGAAUCCUGCUUCUCAGAGCAAUCUCUUCUUCUCGCCAACUGCAGGCGCUGGAAGUCAUCAAUCAAUGAAUAGAGCAUCAACAUACCUUCCUGCAGGUUACUAUGCUGCUGGUAAUGCAACACUCGGAAGUCACAGUCAAGUCAACCUUGGACGCAGCCCGCCGGGGUCUCCUUCGUUACCCCCAAGCCGAGGCCACGAUGCGAACCGCUCAUCACAUCAUGUCGGAGCGUCAACUAGCACUCUUAAUUUGAACGUCCCGCCUCAGGGCAGAGCGCCGAGUGCGUACCUUGAAGAUCUUUUCGAUAGCCAUCCGCCUGCUCGGCCAACCGAUAGUGAGCAAUCUCGAUGAGGAAUAUCACUUGCUAGUGAUAUCCUGAUCCUCUUAUGCAUUGUGUUCGUUUCAGGGGUAUAGUAUAAAUCUGAAUUUUUAUGUUUUGUCCUUUAUAUUGUACUUGUUUUUAAUCUACUUGAAAGUUCACGGUUGGCGUUCCAUCUCUGUCUUGUCUAGGUUUCGGUAUCACACAGGGUGGUGUCGUAAGAUGCUUUGUAAAUAAUGAUUGUCCCAUUAUCUAUAGUUAAAUGGAAAUCUUUACUUGGAGAAUAUAUUGAUUUCGACAUUCGAG